UCGCUCGCCCCCGGACCGCCAGCUGCGGGCGCGCGCAGGCAGCGAGACAAGUCCUGUACUUGAGUUACAUUGUUGGGCGACUUUUCCCAACUCCCUCCGCCGCGGCGUUGCGGCCCCUCCGUGGCCUGGCUGGGCUGCUCUCGGCUCUGCCUCCGGCGGCCUUUCGAGACGCGCCUUCGGCUGCGAGGGGGCGCGGGAGGGAGCGAGGCGCCAGAGCCGCGGCGGCGGCGGCGGCAGGGGGGAGGAGAGCCCCGGCCCCCCCACCCGCCAGCGCGACGCGGAGAGACGCGGAAGGGCCCUUCCAGCCGGCCGCCCCGGGAUCCGCCUCCCUGCGCCUCUGGCUCUCUCGGCGGGCGACUCUCUCGGCGGGCUCCGCACCGCCCCCCUCCCCGCCUCGGCUCGGCUCUUUCCCGCCGCCGACCUCCACGCCGCGCCGCUGGGCAUGAGUUAAACCGCGGACAUGGACACCAAACACUUCCUCCCGCUGGAGGCAGCAGAUGUGGACUUUUGAACAGUGUUUGGAGGCACCGUCACCACGAGAGGCUGGUGGGAAAAGGGUGGCCAGGCAAAGAAUUCCCCCAUGUCUAAGAAGGCAAACCAAUGAAGGGGCUCCUGCAGCUCCUGAACCAUGCCCAGUUUUUAUGGCACAUUAUGCAGUAUUGCACAAGACUCAAUCCCACCAAAUGCAUCUCUCUGAGACCAGCUCUGCUCUCUGAGCGGGAGAGCCUGCUCCUUCCCUCGGGAACCCUCGGCUGUCCCUCGGUGGUUGCAGCAGGAUGCCCAGCCCCCCCUUCCUUCCUCUUGCGGAGAGCAUUGGCGCUGCCCUUUCUGAGCUGCUGAAGGAUUUUUCCCAAUUUUUCCGUCCAAGUGAAUUCGACUUCCUUAAGUUCUCCGGCCGGCCGGGGGGGCCCUAUGGCCACGCCUGCCCUCCACCCCUCCAUGGGGCCCAGCCUCGGGGGCCCCUUGGGGUCACCCGGCCAGCUCCACUCGCCCAUCAACGGCAUGGGGCCGCCCUUCUCCGUCAUCAGCUCCCCGAUGGGGCCUCAUGCCAUGUCUGGACCGUCCACCCCCAGCCUCGGAUUCGGAGCUGGCAGCCCGCAGCUCAACUCCCCCCUGAACCCCGUGAGCAGCACAGAAGACAUCAAGCCCCCCCUGGGCAUCAACGGGGUUCUCAAAGUGCCAAUGCACCCCUCCUCCAUCAUGCCCGCCUUCACCAAGCACAUCUGUGCCAUCUGUGGAGACCGCUCCUCAGGCAAGCAUUACGGGGUAUACAGCUGUGAGGGCUGCAAAGGCUUCUUCAAACGGACGGUGCGGAAGGACCUGACCUACACCUGCCGGGACAACAAGGACUGCCUGAUCGACAAGCGCCAGCGGAACCGGUGCCAGUAUUGCCGCUACCAGAAGUGCCUGGCGAUGGGCAUGAAGAGGGAAGGGAUGGAGCACCAUCCAUCCCGACCCACAAGACUCCCUGGAAGGCAGGAGCAAUCAGCUGUCCAGGAGGAGCGGCAACGAGGCAAAGACCGCAACGAGAAUGAGGUUGAAUCCACCAGCAGCGCUCACGAGGACAUGCCGGUGGAAAAGAUCCUGGAAGCUGAACUGGCGGUGGAGCCCAAGACGGAGACCUACAUCGAAGCCAACAUGGGCCUGACGCCGAGUUCGCCCAAUGACCCGGUCACCAACAUCUGCCAAGCGGCAGACAAGCAGCUCUUCACACUGGUGGAGUGGGCCAAGCGGAUCCCCCAUUUCUCGGAGCUCCCACUGGACGACCAGGUCAUCCUGCUCCGAGCCGGUUGGAACGAGUUGCUGAUCGCCUCCUUCUCCCACCGAUCCAUCGCGGUCAAAGACGGGAUCCUCCUGGCCACAGGCCUCCACGUCCACAGGAACAGUGCCCACAGUGCGGGAGUCGGGGCCAUCUUUGACAGGGUAUUGACCGAACUUGUGUCGAAGAUGCGAGACAUGCAGAUGGACAAGACCGAAUUGGGGUGCCUGCGAGCGAUUGUCCUCUUCAACCCAGACUCAAAGGGCCUCUCCAACCCUGCUGAGGUCGAAGCACUGCGGGAAAAGGUCUACGCCUCGCUGGAGGCCUACUGCAAACAGAAGUACCCUGAGCAGCCAGGGAGGUUCGCCAAGCUGCUGCUCCGCCUGCCCGCCCUCCGGUCCAUUGGCCUGAAGUGCUUGGAGCACCUCUUCUUCUUCAAGCUCAUAGGGGACACGCCCAUCGACACCUUCCUGAUGGAGAUGCUGGAAGCGCCACACCAGAUGACUUAAAGGACGCUGGGCCGGGCCAGCUGCUCUCCUCAGCCCAGGGGGCUGCCUGCCACUGGGACCUCCGCUCUGAGACCCAUCCUGCUGCCACCUCCCCCCACCACCACCAUGGAAGGGAGGCCGCCUGCCCCAUCCAUCCCCCACCACCCCACCCAGGAAUGUUGGCCGGGCUGGCUUGGCCCUUUGCUGCUUCCGCAGCCAACCUGCGUCUGAGGACAACCAGCUUUUGCAGGUGGAGAAUGGUUCGAAGAGCAACUGCUGCCUGCUUGCACUUGGGGCCCUGCCCCUCCUCCAUCAAGGCUUUGGGUCCCCCCCCCAGGUGCAGAAGGCUGAAUUUACUCCAACUCCCUUGAAGGGUUUCAGGAUUCUGUGACGCCGCCUUUGUUUAAGAACAAGGGAUUGUGGGACACAAGGCAUGUGUUGCCGGAGGGCGUAGGAGAGGCCGGGAGGGCGGCCCGCUGCCCCCGUAGAGAGAUGGCACUUCUGGAGCAAGGCUGCCUCCUCAAGCCAGGGUGGGCAGGGCUACCAGCCGGCCUUUGCGGCCCCUCGGCUGCCCCUGCUUGCUUAUGUGGGCAGACAAGGAGGGCAGAGUGUCUUUGCUGACAGAUGGCAGGCCGAGCCACCCUGCGCAGGCUCUGGGGCAAGAGACCCCUCCCCAUUCUUGCACAGAGCAAGAGAGCCGCCCCCUUUUUACUGGGAGGGAAGGAGGGGGGUCUUCGGGGCUCACAGGGGAAGCUCUGGCUUGUUGGGGGUUGGUGGGCAUCAGGCUGCCCUGGGCUGAUGCUUUGCGAGCGCCAGCACCAAGGGGCAGAGGGCAGGCUCUCUUGGGGGCAGGGGGAAUGCCCUGGCUGUCUUCCCAGGGUCAGAGAGACGUGGAGCAGGAAUGGGGGAGAAGGGGGGGGGGCUCAAGUUGGGUGCCAAGGCAGAGUCUGCCCUCACUGGAGCCCCACAUCUGCCCAGGCAACUGCAACGGACACUGCAGGUCUGUCAUUGAGGGAGGGAGGCCUGUGGCCUCUGCAGGAGUCCCUGCCCUGCCCUGCUCUGCCUAGAAGAGGGGUCUGGGUAGCGAGGCCCACCCCCCACUCUGAAAAUAAAAGCUUGUCUCCCUUUUCAGUUCACCCCAAAAAGCACUCAGAGCUGCUUCCUCUGGGCAGGUUCGGGUGCUGCCACGGCUUGGCCUGCUCCUCCGUCUCCUGAUGCCCAAAUCGGACCGUCCAAGUGCGGCUGGGGGCCCUUGGAGUUGGGGGCAGCGCGUUGAAGCCUGAGCCGCCGAUCCCGGCUGCGCCCCCCCCACCGGCCGGGCACCGGGAGCGCUGGCGGCGGGGGGGGGGCUGAGCUAGGUCAUCUGGCCUGCUGGAGGGAGGGAGGGGCCGGCGGGGACGCCCGUUUCCCGACGGACUUCAGGUCAGCUUCUCUCUCCCUUCGGCGGACCGGCUGCCGGGCUUCUUCGCUCGCCCUCGGUGCAGCGGUGGAGCCCCGCCCGGCCCUGCUCGGCGGCUUUGGCUGCUGGCGAGGAAGCGGCAGACUUUGCUCCGGCCGCGCUCCGCGGCUGUACGUCGAGGCUCCGUUUCCAGUUUCGGGGGAAGAAAGCGGAGGAGAUGGAGGAAGCGCGGCUCACAGACUCCCCCCCCCCGGGACAGCCCAGCGAGCUUGCCGCGGGUGGCUGGGCGUCCCAUCGGCGCUUGCUUGUCGCUUCUCCUCGCCCGCCCCCCCCCCCCAGUUGGUUACCCUGCCCGGGGGGGGUGAGGAAGCCGGGUCCCCCCAGGCGCGGGAGACGCAACCUUUUGAACGGGGGUUUUUCCUGACUAGGAAAAGCUCUGCCUUCAGGAGACAGCUUGGGGGGGGGGGAGUUGCCCCGUCCCCCCCCCGUGUUGCCAGACGAGGGAUGCAGGCACGAAGCGGAGUCGUGUGGGGCGUCCCUGGGGGGCUGCAGCCUCCCCCCCCCAGGAGUUUCUGCUCCGGGGCAAGGGAGUGCGCGGGGGGGGGGUGUGUGUGUCGGUCUCCUACACUUGAGGUGGCGCGAUGCGUGUGUGUGUAUACUUGUAUGUAGUGUAGAUAUAUGCACUGUACAAAUCUCCUCAUUCACAUAUGCAUAAUAACCCACCCGCCUUUGAGGGUUCAUUUUCUGCUCUCCGUUCUCCGACCUGCUUGCUCUCCCUACUUCGCUUGCUCCGGGGGAGCGGGCGUCCUGCCACCCCCCCCACCCCGGAGCCGAUGGCAAAGAAGACUGGAGCUCUGUAACCGGAGCAAAGGGGGACGCAUCUAUUUUCAGAUGCCGGAGCGCCCGGGGCGGGGAGGAAGGGGGGCGAGCCGGGGCUUAGCCAUUCCCGGCCUUUAGACGAAGAGGCCCGCCGGAGCUUGUAGCUGAAGCAGGCGAUAAAAGGAAAAGGUGGAGAGAGAGAGAGAAGGGGAGCGAAAUAUCUAAGUGUCAAUAAAGCUAAAUAUCUAUUUUUGUACAAAUGUAAUUUUAUCCCUUACGUAUGCUUAAUUUGGGGAGGGGGACCGCUUUUAUAGGAUUUGUCCUAAAUCUCUCGUUAAUAUGCUCAGCCUUAAGACCCCCUCUGCGAAGCAAAGGACAAGCUUUCUUUCGUGUUGCAAUCUUAAGAAAUCACUUUGCAGCGAAGGGAUGUCCCUUCCCUCCCCCAUCCGGAGACACGCAAAACACAGCAACGUCUGGUUGCGCCCCCUCCGAGAGUCUUCUUCUUGCAGCAUUAGCUCUACUGUGAAACCACGGCCCUAUGUUAUUGUUCACUAAAAAAAAAUAAAGCUAAUUAAUAAAAAAAAAAUCUGCUGGAAAUGCCAGUAUUUUGAUGAAAUGUAUUAGGGUUGUUUUUUUAAAAAAAAAGCUAAAAGGAAAAUAUACGAGCGUGUUAAAGCA
Molecule: messenger RNA, 5143 nt
Organism: Crotalus tigris (Tiger rattlesnake)
Lineage: Eukaryota; Metazoa; Chordata; Lepidosauria; Squamata; Viperidae
Gene: RXRA
Product: retinoid X receptor alpha
Exons: 12
Coding region: 913-2268 (451 amino acids)
Biological process (GO): retinoic acid receptor signaling pathway; cell differentiation; response to retinoic acid
Cellular component (GO): RNA polymerase II transcription regulator complex; nucleus
Molecular function (GO): retinoic acid-responsive element binding; nuclear receptor activity; zinc ion binding
Source: RefSeq, a predicted model, not a curated record